UUCUUGGUGUCUUUCUUGACUUGUGGUUCUCGAGCAAUGUACGUGGACUUUGUGAGCAGUUCCUCUAGAUGCAUGGCCAUUCCAAGGCAUAUGCCUCUCUGCCAUGGCAUUGGAUAUUCUGAGAUGAGAAUCCCCAACUUGCUGGGGCAUGAGACGAUGGCAGAGGUGAUCCAGCAGUCCUCCAGUUGGCUGCCUCUGCUUGCGCGAGAGUGCCACCCGGAUGCCAGGAUAUUCCUGUGCUCGUUGUUCGCACCGAUUUGCUUGGAAGGGAUCAUAAAGCCGUGUCGCAGCCUGUGUGAGGCGGUGAGGAACAGCUGCGCCCCUAUCAUGGCGUGCUACGGUUACCCGUGGCCGGAGAUACUGAAAUGUGACCACUUCCCUAUGGAUCACGGGAUGUGCAUCUCACGGAUUACUAACGGCACAAGCGCCAAUCGCAGAAUGCCCCGAGCCAGCUGCAGGGACUGUGAACUGGACGAGGCCAGCUCUGCCAAGGAGAUCCUGGAUACUUUCUGCGCUAAUGAUUUCAUUGCCAAGGUUCGGAUCACAAAGAAAAACACGACGUCAUCUUCCGUUUCGGACUUUGACAUGGAUUCCAAGGUGGAUGUCUUAAAACACGGCCCGCUGCCCAAGCUGGACAUCUUCCCCCGGCUUCAGCAGUGGCUGGACUUGGACGCCACGUGUGUGCAGAACAUCAUGCGUGGCACCCGCACUGGCACUUACGUCAUUAGCGGAGACGUGCGAGAAGACAAGAUGGUGGUGAAUAAUGCCUAUGCCUGGCAGAAAAGGAACAAGAACCUGCACUUUGCUGUGAAGAAAUGGAAGCAUUACAGAUGCAGAUCAUAG
Molecule: messenger RNA, 843 nt
Organism: Pseudophryne corroboree (corroboree frog)
Lineage: Eukaryota; Metazoa; Chordata; Amphibia; Anura; Myobatrachidae
Product: secreted frizzled-related protein 5-like
Exons: 4
Coding region: 37-843 (268 amino acids)
Biological process (GO): canonical Wnt signaling pathway; non-canonical Wnt signaling pathway
Molecular function (GO): Wnt-protein binding
Source: RefSeq, a predicted model, not a curated record